Molecule: messenger RNA, 1717 nt
Organism: Carcharodon carcharias (great white shark)
Lineage: Eukaryota; Metazoa; Chordata; Chondrichthyes; Lamniformes; Lamnidae
Gene: syt10
Product: synaptotagmin X
Exons: 7
Coding region: 1-1587 (528 amino acids)
Biological process (GO): cellular response to calcium ion; regulation of dopamine secretion; regulation of calcium ion-dependent exocytosis
Cellular component (GO): membrane
Molecular function (GO): phosphatidylserine binding; calcium-dependent phospholipid binding; clathrin binding
Source: RefSeq, a predicted model, not a curated record
AUGAACGGCCAACAAGAAGACGGGAUCAGCCUGUGCGAGAAGGCGCUCCACAUUGUCACCGAGCUCUGCUUCAGGGGUCUGGUGGAGCAGAAGCAAUGUUACGAAUUCAUCUUCAGCGGAGAGCGCAGGAAGUCUGGGAUCAGCGGAGCAGACAUUUCAGUCAGUCUGCUUGCUGUAGUCGUCAGUUUCUGUGGGCUGGCCCUGUUGGUAGUGUCUCUGUUUGUAUUUUGGAAGCUCUGCUGGCCAUACUGGAGGAACAAAGAUCUUACCUCUAAUGCAAAUAACACCCCUCAGCAAACAUCGAACGAUGCACCAGAGCCUGUGGAAGCGCCGGAGAAAAAGGAAAUUAAGGAGGUUAAAGAGAAUGGAAAGAACUCAGUCAUACUGUUGGCGACCGCCAUGAAGAUUAGCCAGACCUCUCCUGACAUACCCGCGGAGGUCCAAGCGGCACUCAAGGAGCAUCUCCUCAAGCACACGCGUGUGCAACGUCAGACUACAGAACCCACAUCCUCCUCCAGGCAUAACUCCUUUAGAAGGCACUUACCAAGACAAAUGCAUGUUUCAAGUGUUGAUUUCAGCAUGGACAGUUUACAGAGAGACAGUUUACAGAAAGGAGAGACAACCACUAGCAUUGGACGAAUUAAACCAGAGCUCUACAAACAGAAGUCAGUCGAUUCACAGGAUGGUGACAAAGAGGAUUUAAAAACCAGUGGAAAGUUAAACCUUACUCUUAAGUAUGAUUAUGAGAAUGAACACUUGAUUGUAACAAUUCUCAAAUCCUUGGACUUGCCAGCAAAAGACUUUUCUGGAACCUCAGACCCUUAUGUUAAAAUUUACCUGCUUCCAGAUCGGAAGAAGAAAUUCCAGACUCGAGUUCACAGAAAGACACUCAAUCCCAUCUUUAAUGAAACGUUUCAGUUUCCGGUGCCAUUGGACCAUCUCAACAACAGGAAGCUGCAUUUCAGUGUUUUUGACUUUGAUCGAUUUUCUAGACAUGACAUGAUUGGAGAGGUAAUUGUGGACAACCUGUUCGAGUUGUUGGACCUUCCCAAGGAAGACACAAUCUGGAGAGACAUCAUUUGUGUCCAAACAGAGAGCGUGGAUUUAGGGGAGAUUAUGUUUUCUCUUUGCUACCUUCCAACAGCUGGUCGAAUGACACUGACCGUCAUAAAGUGCAGGAACCUUAAAGCCAUGGACAUUACAGGAUUCUCUGACCCGUACGUUAAAGUGUCUUUAAUUUGCGAAGGACGAAGAUUGAAAAAGCGUAAAACCACCACAAAGAAGAACACUCUCAACCCAGUUUACAAUGAGGCCAUCAUCUUUGAUAUCCCUCCAGAGAGUAUGGAACAGGUCAGCCUCUCAAUUACAGUAAUGGACUACGAUCGCGUUGGUCACAAUGAAGUUAUUGGGGUUUGUCGAGUAGGACAAGAUGCGGAAGGGCUUGGACGAGAUCACUGGAAUGAAAUGUUGGCAUACCCUCGGAAACCCAUUGCCCAUUGGCAUCUGCUGGCAGAGGCACCAGAUCGAGCCACCAGCUUCGACAGUCAAGGAUCCUGUCCAUCUCCCAAACUGCCACCCACACCAUAGGAGCACUGCUUGUGCAAGGCUGAGUACCUCUGGAUAAUUACUGAAGAGUAUCUGGAGUUGUCCAUCUUACUUAUAUAGCAGGAGGGAGAGAGUGGAGAGAUAGAGUAUCUGAAACUGUUUAAUCAGUAGA